GUGUGCGCGCAGAGGUCCGUGCGUGGAGAAAUGUGUGCGUGCGUGCGUGCUUGCGCGUGUUUGCCGCGACGACGGUCGUACGGACCGGACGGUGAGAAAAUUGCGAUCGCGAGCGGAUGUGCAGCGAAAAUCCCGAAACGGCUCGCACCGGACGCGCGCACGUACGGAUCUUAUCUCGCACCCGGGGGCCCGACGUGAGUCGCGCGUUUCGCGCUGCGCCGACGACGACGACGACGACGACGAUGACGAUGAUGACGACGACGACGACGACGACGACGACGAUCCGAGAAUCGGCCCGAAUCUCAUCGCCGAGAAAGAGUGCUCUCCUUCGGUGUGCUCGUUAACGCGCUCCCCGCGUCUGCGAAAUUACCACGCGAAUCUCGUGUCCGGCGAACAAUUCUCGUUUCCGUUCCAUCUCGCGUGGAACGAUCCCAGUUGGCUCGUAAAUAAUGCUUGUUUAAUUAACGCUAACGACGCGCGAGAGUCUCGACUUUCACUGCUCGGGAUAGAUUGGAGAAGCAAAAAACCUUCAGAGUCGGAGUCAUGGAUCUCCAGGUACACGAGAUGUAUACUGUGCGUUGUCGCUUGACCAGGAGGAAAUAUUCAGAACGACGACUAUGGAGAGAACCCUCAACCCAUUCUUUGGAGAGGAGUUUCAGUUUGAAGUACCCAGAAAAUUUCGUUACCUUGGCAUUUACGUGUACGAUCGGGAUAGACAUUUAAAGCAGGAUAAGAUUUUGGGGAAGGUAGCAAUAAAGAGAGAGGAUUUAGCAACAUAUCAUAACAAAGAGCAUUGGUUUCCUUUGAAGCCAGUUGACGCUGAUUCUGAAGUCCAAGGCAAAGCACAUUUGGAACUAGCUUUGCAACCUCAAGUAGAACAUGCUCAGCCUAAACUUACAGUAAGAAUAAUAGAAUGUAGUGAACUAACCAUUAAAAAUGGUAGCUGUGAUCCCUUUGCAACUGUUACAGUCAUCUAUAGCAAUGGUAAGCAAAUAUCAAAACGCACAAAAGUUAAAAAGAAGACGUCGUCACCACAGUUUAACGAAACGUUCGUGUUUGAGCCGGAGUUGACAGAGACCAAGGACAAGGAUGUCUCUCAUUAUUCUAUCGAAGGAGCCGAGGUUGGAGAAGUGGUUGUUGGUCUGUGGCACGCAUCUCCCGGUAUGGGAGAGCAAUCGGUAUUUCUCGGUGAAGUACGGGUUACCCUGAGAGGGUUACAAAGGCAACCAACCAGUACAACAACCGCAUGGUAUUUUUUACAACCCAGAGCAGCGAAACAUCGUCCAAGUAAAAUUUCAAGCAAUUCAACACCACCUGGUACAUUACCGGGUUUGGGAUCGUUACGUUUGAAGAUACACUAUACAGCUGAUCAUGUCUUUCCAUCUGAAAAGUAUGACAGACUCAGGAUUCUACUGCUGCAGAGUGUCAACAUUCAGCCCAUAACAUCGUCGGCUGUUUACAUACUGGGUGAAAUUGUAGCUAGUAAAAUGGAAGCUGCGCAACCGUUAGUUAGAGUAUUGGUGCAUCAUGGACAACUGGUGUCUGUAAUGCGAGCGCUUGCUAGUCAUGAGAUUUCUAAAUUGACUGACCCAACAACAAUUUUUCGUGGUAAUACAUUAGUGAGCAAAAUGAUGGACGAAGGCAUGAGAUUAGCGGGUCUUCAUUACCUGCAUAGUACUCUUAGACCUGCAAUGGAACAAGUCUUCCUCGAAAAGAGGCCAUGCGAAAUAGACCCGACUCGGGUGAAGGAUGGCAAUACCAUCGAGACGAACUUGACGAAUUUAAAGGAAUACGUUGAGAGAGUAUUUACGGCCAUAACAACGUCGGGAGUAAGAUGUCCGCCUUUGAUGUGCGAAAUGUUCUGGUGCUUAAGAGAACUCGCCGCGACUCACUUUCCGAAGAACAAGGAGGUGAGGUACUCGGUGAUCAGCGGAUUUAUUUUUCUACGAUUUUUCGCUCCUGCGAUAUUGGGUCCAAGAUUAUUUGAUAUUACUACUGAACAAAUUGAUUCGCAAACUAAUAGAACAUUAACACUAAUAUCUAAAACAAUUCAGAGCCUUGGGAACUUGGUGUCUUGUAGAGGAGGCGCGGGUAGCGUUUGCAAAGAAGAGUACAUGGAGUGCGUGUAUAGAGAAUUUUACACUGAGAAACAUAUUCAAGCUGUUAAGCAAUUUCUGGAGUUAAUAUCAACCAGUAGUAACAGUAGCGGUGUCACGCGGCAACGACCAACGAUGUUGCAGGAGCAACCAGUGGUACUCAAAGAAGGAAUAUACUUUCUCUUUAUGCAUACCGCUGAUUGCGAUAAGAGAGUAAUGAUUAAGAGGGCACAAGGUAGAAAGCGAUUCGGUCGCAAGAAUUUCAAGCAGAGAUAUUUUAGACUCACUACACAAGAUCUGACGUAUUCUAAAACGAAAGGUAAAGAACCUUUGUGUAAGAUACCACUAGAGGAAAUUUUAGCGGUGGAAAGACUUCACGAGGAUUCCUUCAAGAUGAAGAAUAUGUUCCAAAUUGUUCAACCACAAAGAGCAUUGUACGUUCAGGCUGGCAAUUGUGUGGAGGAGAAGGAAUGGAUCGACAUUCUUACGAAAAUCUGUCAAACCAACAGCAACCGCUUGGAAAAGUACCACCCAAGCGCGUACAUUAAUGGUCACUGGCUUUGUUGCCGGGCAGUUGCUGAGAUUGCACCAGGGUGCAGUGAGGUAUCACCGGGCGUAGAAGCUGGGUUACGAAUGGUCCUGGAUCCGGAUCGCGACUUGCAGAGGAUACACUCGUUAAUCUUCACUAAUAUGCCGCGCCUUGAGACAUUGAUGAGUGCAUGUGAAUGCCAGGCGGUUUAUGGUGCUAGUGAUAUGUGUGUUAUACCUGACGGAGGUUCGCCUAUCGAAGAUGUACCUUCUUGUUUCAAGACUUUAAACGCAUUAAGAGAAGCCGCGUACGCGUUGGAGCACGAACACAGAGCCUACUUGAGAAGACUGGCACGCGACACCAAAUAUGGCAGCAAACAAGCUCCCAUUGGUGAUGACAACUACCUCCACUUAGCUAGUAGAGCAGGAUUCGAUAAUCAGUUAACGAAGCGGUCAUACGAGAUGGACGGUCUAAAUCAACGAGGCAUAGAGACGGAACAUUACGAUACGGGAUAUUCGAAGAAAAUCGUCGACAGCCAGAGAUACGACGAUACAUUCAGGAAGUAUCUUGAUUCUGACUCUAUCAAUCGUAGGUACGAAAACGAAAACAACUUGUUGCGAUCAUACGAAAACAAUGCCGAUACUAUUAGGAGUAUCCAAAAUGAUCUCAAGAAAUUCGAUCAUAGUUUAAAUAAUACAUUAAGAUCUGAUAAGUCGGAGAAGAACGGUAACGAGAAUAUGGAGAAUCACAAAAGGCUGGAUAGUACCAGUUUAUUAACAGCGGAUGGUAUUAAUCUGUCAGGUACAUUGUCGCAGAAAUUCAGUAAUUAUGAUAACACUAGAAUGUUAGACGAAUGUACGUUGACGAGACGAUUAAAAGACGACGCCCUUGACAUAUCUUGUAACUCAAUGAGCGAGCGUGGCAAUCAUUAAUUUAUCUACGAUGUAAAGAUACAAGAGAGUUGUACGUUCCUAUAAAUUUUUUAAAACAGAAAGAUUCUCGACGAGAAGAUUUUAUAUAUUGAUUUUUU
Messenger RNA from Harpegnathos saltator (Jerdon's jumping ant), 3655 nucleotides. It is a transcript of the gene RasGAP1, whose product is annotated as Ras GTPase activating protein 1. NCBI's taxonomy places the organism in Eukaryota, Metazoa, Arthropoda, Insecta, Hymenoptera, Formicidae. Gene Ontology annotation, biological process: regulation of GTPase activity; intracellular signal transduction. The transcript has 15 exons. The coding region runs from base 618 to 3557 and encodes 979 amino acids. The record is from RefSeq and is a predicted model, not a curated record.